UCUGCCACUGUUGCUGUCUGGCAGCUAUGACAACGAACUUUUAAAAGUUGGAUGAAUGGCUUCGAGAAAGAAGAAGCUUUCCCCCUCUAAAGUGUACAGAAAGGCUCUGAAAUGCACCGUAUACCUGGACAUUCACAAAGUCACAUGUCCAGGAGUGCUCCUGACUAAAUACAAAGAGAUCUACCUCAGUGUGUGCAUCAUGGGCCAGUACAGGAAGACGCCCUGUGUGCCGCCUGUCUUCCCUUUGCGCUUCCACCACAAAAUGGUAUUUGAGAAGACGUUCCCCGGCGUUGUUGACCCUGCUGAUGUAGCUGACCUCCUGGACGCUGACACAACAUCUUUUGAGCUGAUUCAGUUGGUGCCUCCAGAGGGGGAGGUGUUAGCUACGAUGAAGGAGAGCAGCAGAGACUUCCUGUACCCGGGAGAAGGAGAGCAGCAGAGAGAGACGCUGAUGAGGAGAUCCUCCUCCUUUCCUGGAAUCUCCCCCAAAGUGGAGUUCGCCACGACAUCCGUCAUAGAGGAGAGUGAGGGGGGAGACAGCCGGCCUGCCUCACCUCCUCAGACCUGCCGUCUCUCUCCAGUGAGGCCGUCUCUAACCCCAUCCCGACAGAAGAAGUGUUCGCCCUCCACGCGGCUUUUUUCAGCGGAAGAAGAUGCGAACCUUAUCUCUUUGAAAGGAAGCAAGGAAAGGCUACAUGUUGAGGCCAGAACAACAAACUGUGCACCGUCCUCACCUCCCAGACGCUCCCCUUCUUCAACUCACUCUGUCCGAAGUCCUCAGAAGAACAAGAAGGAAAGAAAACCCACUUCUCCGGGAGCUUCUGCAGACUACCAGCAGCCCACCGUCUCCUCGAGGACCCGAGCGCUGUCCCCUUACACCCACCGCAGGAUGUGCCAGCUGUCGGAGGAAAACAGGCAGAGACUCGGACACCUGCAGCUGGGUCCUCAUCGCUUCAGGAAGGAGACGGAGAGCCUGCCGCCAUUCCUGGUCUCUCGUAGCAGCAGUGCGUCUCUGAUGGGAACUCCUUCCUCCUCACAGAAUAACAGCAUGCAGCGACGCUCCGUUAGCUUCACAGCUGAUCACAGCGAUUCUUCUCUGCUGGGCAGCUACAGACCCAGAACAGCCCCAGUGACAUCUGGUUCUUUGAGGUUCCGGUCGUCUCCAGAGUCCAGACUGGAAACCCAGAACAGAAGUCCAGUGAGAGGGGCUUCCUUCGCUGAGCCAAACUCCAGAAGCCCUCCGACUCUCAGCUCUUCACUCAGAGAGAGGCUACGGACCAGUCCGUCCUACAGCGAGCAGAUCCACAGAAGAGUCCGGAGGAUUCUGCAGACGCACAAAACCACCCGGGACCACCAAGUUGACCACCUUUAACCUUUUAAUGUCUGUGCACAAGGGGACCGAACGACAGAGGCUUCAAUACGGACGUUUCACCGCUAAACGACUCUAAAUCAAUACGUCCAAUUCAAAGUCUGUAGUAGAUACACACACCUUAACCUCAGGGUCACUCAGGUAAACAUCUCACACACAUCUUCAUUUACAUCCUUUUGAUUUUAGUGUCACACUUUUCCAAGCACCUGGUUGUUGUUGUUGUUGUUGUUGUUACCCUUUGGAAAGGCGGGACAUUUGCAGGGGUUUCGUUCAAAGCAGUGUUUCCCUCCCACUCAUCAGCUGGGCUUUUUCCUCCUGGAUGGUGAGGCCAAAUGCAGACGUCCUCUAAUGUCUCUAAAGCUGUGUGUGGAAUUGGCUCAGGUAUAAAGAAGCUGUGUGUGUGUGUGUGUGUGUGUGUGUGUGUCGUGGUAGAUGUAAGCUGUUAAGAGCUCAUCUCUCAACACAAAGACAGACAAGCAGGUAGCCAGAGCCACGAGAGACUGAGGAGAUUUAAGGCGAGGAGCAAAAGUAAUCCUGCAUCAAAGACAUAAAUUAAAACGGUCAUUCUCAUCCAUAGUCUUCCACUGAAAUGUGUGUGAGAGCUCUUUAAAAUGAACGAUGUGUGAAGAUUUCAUUCAAACAUGGUGUGAAGAGUGCGACAAGUCAUUCUCUACAGGUCAUCUCAAGAGCCACCAUCGUACUCACACAGGAGAGAAACCAUUCAGCUGUGAAGAGUGGAAAAACCUUUUCUCUGGUUCAUGACACCUUCAUCACCGACACAAGCAGUCGAUGACAUUUUAAAUGAUCAAUAAGGAACAUAGUUUCCAUUCUGCAGGAACAGAGAGGUCAUAGUGAUAGUUUGGGGCUUUCUUUGGUGCAGCUAGGAUAUCAUUAUUGGUCAUUUUAUUUCCCUUCCCUAUUUAUUCCUCUCAUUGACUCACAUUCAUCACGAGUGCAGUACAAAACUAUACUUCUUUUCACAGCAGUUUAUACUUUUAAUAACCCUCAAGCAUUUUUUAAAACUUGUAUUGCUUAUGACAUGUCUGAAACAUGCACAUGUAGUAUAACAUUAAUCAUUUAUUUUGAAUUGAGUUCAAAAUGGUUUUUGUUGUUGGCAUUAGCAGUUAUGAAACACUAACUCCUGACUGAAGGAGCUCGAGUAUAUUUAAAAGAUGUCCUCCACAGCGUAUCCUCUCCUUCCUCUUUGCGGCUCAUUACAGAGACGGCAUGUUUUGUAAAUUCAGCGUCAUCAUGUUGCUUAACCUGUUGAACCCCAUCCCUGUUUUCAUGGGCUGCGUUCCAAUAGUCCGUUUAGCUUAGGAACCUUCCUAACCGAGUGAAAUGACCCGGAAGUCCCUCAGUGGCAGCCAUGAUAAGGGCCGUUCCAAUUCUCCAAAUGAA
This is a messenger RNA of Gymnodraco acuticeps, 2770 nucleotides long. It is a transcript of the gene spata6, whose product is annotated as spermatogenesis associated 6. The record is from RefSeq and is a predicted model, not a curated record. The transcript has 11 exons. NCBI's taxonomy places the organism in Eukaryota, Metazoa, Chordata, Actinopteri, Perciformes, Bathydraconidae. Gene Ontology annotation, molecular function: myosin light chain binding. The coding region runs from base 56 to 1372 and encodes 438 amino acids. Gene Ontology annotation, biological process: spermatogenesis.